GGCGGGGCCGAGGCAGGGGCCUAGCGCGGCGUUGGCGGCACUUUCCGCCUGCCCGGCUGCCGUCUUGUCGCUCUCGUCGUCUCCGGUGCGGAACAAAGGAAAGGAGUCAGUCCCAGCGCGGCGAUGGUGGGCAUUCCGGGAGCCUCCCAGUUUGCUACUGAGAAGAGGGUUCCAGUAAUGCCAGGAUCCCCAGUGGAAGUAAAAAUACAGUCACGAUCUUCUCCAUCCAGUAUGCCGCCACUGCCCCCUGUCAACUCCAGUGGUCCCCGACCCGUCUCAUUUACCCCUGCAGCAUUACCAAAUGGGAUGAAUCAUUCUCCCCCUACACUUAAUGGAGCAAAAUCACCACCUCAGAGGUUCAGCAAUGGACCAUCCUCAUCUUCUUCCUCUUCACUAACCAAUCAGCAGCUCCCAGCUACCUGCGGGGCUCGUCAGCUCAGCAAACUGAAGAGGUUUCUUACCACCCUCCAGCAAUUUGGCAAUGACAUUUCACCAGAGAUUGGGGAGAAGGUCCGGACACUUGUUUUAGCAUUAGUGAAUUCCAGGGUGACAAUAGAGGAUUUUCACUGCAAGCUUCAGGAGGCCACUAAUUUUCCUCUCCGUCCAUUUGUGAUUCCAUUCUUGGAGGCCAACCUUCCACUUCUGCAGAGAGAACUGCUGCAUUGUGCUCGGGCAGCCAAACAAACCCCUUCCCAAUAUUUGGCCCAACACGAGCAUGUCUUGCUGAACACAAACACGGCUUCCCCAGCUGAUUCAUCAGAGCUGCUGAUGGAAGUGAAUGGCAAUGGGAAGAGGCACAGUCCAGACAGGAGAGAAGAAAGCAGCUUUGAGAGAGACCCGCUCCCCUCGGAGCCCCCUGUCAAGAGGGUGUGCACCAUUAGCCCAGCCCCCCGGCAUAGCCCGGCACUCAUGCUGCCCGUCAUCAAUACAGCUGGGCAGUUUCACCCUACUCCACCCCCGCUCCAGCAUUACACCUUGGAAGACAUUGCAACCUCCCACUUGUACAGAGACCCCAGCAAGAUGUUGGAGCACAGGGAACUGCGAGACAGGCAUAGUGUUGGGUUAAAUGGAGGCUAUCAGGAUGAGCUCGUGGACCAUCGCUUAACAGAGAGAGAAUGGGCUGAUGAAUGGAAACAUCUUGACCAUGCAUUGAACUGCAUCAUGGAAAUGGUGGAGAAGACCAGGCGCUCCAUGGCUGUCCUCCGGCGCUGCCAAGAGGCCGACAGGGAAGAACUGAACUAUUGGAAGAGACGAUGCAGUGAAACAACAGAGCCACGGAAAGGAGGGAGUGACUUAAUUGUGAGACAGCACAGUCCAGGGAGCUCGGAUUCAGUCAGCAGUGAUUCUCAACGUGAGUUUAGUACCAGGUCAGGAGCAGCCAGCUACGUCACUGAAGAGAUCUGGAAGAAAGCCGAAGAAGCUGUGAAUGAAGUGAAGCGCCAGGCCAUGUCUGAAGUCCAGAAAGCUGUUGCAGAGGCCGAGCAGAAGGCAUUUGAAAUGAUCGCAUCUGAGAGGGCCCGAAUGGAGCAAACUAUUGCAGAUGCCAAGCGCCAAGCAACUGAGGAUGCUUUCCUAGUGAUCAAUGAGCAAGAAGAGUCUACGGAGAGCUGCUGGAACUGUGGUCGCAAAGCCAGUGAGACAUGCAGUGGAUGCAACAUUGCCCGCUACUGUGGCUCCUUCUGCCAGCACAAGGAUUGGGAGAGACACCAUCGAAUCUGCGGGCAAGGCCUGCAUAGCCAGGUCAAACCGCUCCCCUUACCAGCAGGCCGAUCAGCAGCAGCCACCCUCAAAGCAGUUGAGGGGAUCCCAAGUCCAGCUCUAGAGAAAACUUCGGCUACCACCUCUCGAUCCUCCACUCCAGCCUCCGUGACAGCGAUAGACACAAAUGGACUCUAAAAGGGGAGGUGACAUCCAGCAUAUUUUGUUAGUUUUCCUAGUUUUUCUACAUUAAAAAAACAGACUCCUCAAAACAGUUGUUGAACAUUUGUACUGCGGCACAUUGUCACUCGAGCUAAUGCUUACGGGGCAUUUUCCCCCCUCCUUCCCCUUGUCCUUAGAAUCAGCUUGCUUAGAAGUCCAUGAUGGUUUUCCUCGCUGGGAUCCCAGAAUGAUCUCCUGGGACUUGGAAGCAGUGGGUUUCCUCAGACCCUGAGAACUUUUGACUUCUUGUUUGUUUUAUCUGCACUUUCUCAAAAGGGUACAUUCAUUUUGUCGCUUUGAGAACUGAUGUGAGUUUCUAAUGAGUUGUUCUCCAUGCCUCCUGUGCUGCUGAGCUCUCGACUUGGUAUUCCCCCCCCCCCCCCAUGAGCUUGCACAAACACACAGUGGCAAAGGGGCAAAGGGAACUACAUCAUGGGUGAUGAGUGACUUGUUUUGCCUGAUUUUCACUCUCACUCCCCCCACCCCAUGGCCAUCUCUCACUUCUGAUUUCUCCCACCACUACCACCUUUUUCCUUUUCCCUCAAGCUGUGGACAGAUUUGGGGAGGAGGAGGAGGUGGCAGAACGAUGCUAUUCUUGUUUGCUGAAGGGAGGAUCUAAAACUAUUUCCUGGACAGUGUGAAUCACGAUCUGUCUCACUUGGCCCAUUUUAAUCCUUCACUUGUGAGAAAAAGUCCAUCUCUAUACAUAUGUCUGUGGUCCUUAACAGAUUGAGAGGUGUCAUGCAGCCAUUUUGCAGAUCACCUUUUGCUACUCUUUCCCCCCAAAUCAACUUGGUUUAUUUUGCUAUACUGAAGACAUUCCCCAUCACCAUACCACAUACACUGUUGGUUUAAAAUACGUUAUUUGAGGUUUAUCAGUGUAUACAUUAACAAACGUGCAUUAUUCCAUCAUAUAAUUUACAGCCUGUUGUCCCCAAACAAGUUGGCUAAAUUAAAUAAGGUUCAUGUAAUUGUAUUAUUAGUGUUUAAACUUUUGCAUAUAUCCAAGGUUAAUGAGGUUCCACGUGUUCUCUAAGCAAUUGCCUUUAACCCACUAACUCCAGUUUCAAGAUUCUGUGCAUUGGAAACAAAGCAGUGUGGCAUCAUAGUGAAAUACUUGGAUAGACUUUUUUGGGUGCUGAGGCUUUGCCUGGUUGCAUCUUUAGCAACCAGCUUGUUAUCUGUGCUGUAUUUAAUGUGCAUCCUUAGAAUGACUCUUCCAAAGAACUAAAAUCCAUUGUCUUAUGAUGCACCAUCAAGUGUGCCAAGUUGCCCAUUAAUGUCCUGGUUGGACAUCAAAUCAAUUGCAAGAUCAGCUGAGGAUUAAUACAAAACUACAGCCACUGGGAAAUCAACAUCUAGAAGUUUUGUGUACAUGAUCUUAUCAUACAUACACCAGAGCACUUGACAUAUGUGGCAGUGCAAAAGACAUCAUUUCCACUUAGCUUGAGAGUCAAUACUAAGAAGGUUUUACUUUUGAGAAACAAGCAUGUUGGUAUGUUUUAAGAUUUGCAGCCACUGCUAUUCAGGAUAUUACUUGAUCUUUUAAAAUGAAACUUUUGGGAACUGCCUUUUUUUUUUUUGCUGAUUCAAGUGUUUCCAUGUUUCCAUGCAUUCAUGUGCCCAGGUAUGCAACUGCACAUAGAAAAACCAGCCAGAAAUAACAUUUGUCAACCCAUCCCCUAGUGAUGUGCUGUCAAAGGGAACAUUCUUGUGUGCUGACUAGUGAUGAGGUUUGGGAAUUCAUCAAAACAUCCUGUUCUAAUGGCCUUCAUAUGCAGAAGAACCCCAACAUAGCCAGACGUUUGAGUGAAAAGCUUUAUUACGAUUACAUGUUUUCUAUUGCUGGAGGAGACUAACAAGCUAUUCCCAGAGUUUGCAGCAAAGAUGGAGAUCCUAAUCAAGUCUGCAGUAUUGAAACUACUUAUUAGCUUAUAAAUCCCAGUUACCACAGAAUUGUCUGAAGAGGACUAAAUACUACAAGAUCAGCUCCAAAGACAUUGUGUGAUUGUGUGUUUGUUUGUGUGUGUGUGUGAGAGAGAGAGAGAGAAGUGGCAUUCUGAUAAAUGGUGUGUAAAUAGACAGUCUUCCAUAACCUUCCCUGCAACUACAAUGUCUUGCUGUGUAUAAAGAAAAAAUACUUUAAUUUUAAUGUACAUAAAUGAAAUACUACCAUUCAUGAUUUAUGAUGAUUUUUGAAAAUGGGGGUUGAAAGAUGUGAAAUUCUAUGAUGAGAAAACUUCUUUGAUUCAGUUCUCUCUGUCUCUUUUUCUCUUUUGGGGAGGGGUCACUUGAUUUUAUGCUAGGGAAUUUUUGUUACCUAUUUCAUGUGCAUAACUUAUUUAAUGUACUGUAUAAAGGAACUGAAACUGUUACAGAUGUAUUUAGUUUGUUCUACUCACAGUAGUCAAUAAAAAGACUAUAUUCACCUUUAA
Molecule: messenger RNA, 4355 nt
Organism: Heteronotia binoei (common prickly gecko)
Lineage: Eukaryota; Metazoa; Chordata; Lepidosauria; Squamata; Gekkonidae
Gene: CBFA2T2
Product: CBFA2/RUNX1 partner transcriptional co-repressor 2
Exons: 11
Coding region: 124-1896 (590 amino acids)
Biological process (GO): negative regulation of DNA-templated transcription; DNA-templated transcription
Cellular component (GO): nucleus
Molecular function (GO): transcription corepressor activity
Source: RefSeq, a predicted model, not a curated record